Phytomonas sp. EM1 is the source of this 426-nucleotide messenger RNA. Lineage: Eukaryota; Euglenozoa; Kinetoplastea; Trypanosomatida; Trypanosomatidae. The record is from the annotation of a GenBank genome assembly.
AUGAUCCGUUUCCUACCCCAGCAGGUAUUAGUUCUACCGUAUCACUUCUUUGCCGAGGAUGUUGUGUUGCUGAUCACACCACAUCAAGACUCUCAAUCGGUUCCCCAGGCAUACAACUGCCAUUUUCUUGCAUCUGAGUCCAGUUCCUGCUCGCAGAGUUUCCAGUUCAAGUUUCCUCAUGGUGAAUCUAACUCCGACUCACUGUGGAAAAAGGAAGUGUCCUUCAAUAGAAGCAAACUUGUGACCUCAUCGCUGAACGCCUACAGCAUCGGAGAAAAGAUGGAAUCACAAAUUGAAUCUCUCACCGCCGUUGAAACUGAAGUACCUAUUGGGGGUAAAUUCUUGUCUGAACACACUAUACUUCAAGACAAGGUAAACAAGUCCUUAAAAUGCGAGAUGUACAUAAAUAUAGGCGUACGUAUCUAA